Penaeus monodon (black tiger shrimp) is the source of this 1261-nucleotide messenger RNA. RefSeq names its product selenoprotein K-like. Lineage: Eukaryota; Metazoa; Arthropoda; Malacostraca; Decapoda; Penaeidae. The record is from RefSeq and is a predicted model, not a curated record. Gene Ontology annotation, cellular component: Golgi apparatus; endoplasmic reticulum membrane. The transcript has 4 exons. Gene Ontology annotation, biological process: endoplasmic reticulum calcium ion homeostasis; calcium ion transport. The coding region runs from base 137 to 406 and encodes 89 amino acids.
CACCGCGUCCGAGGAAACAGAGAACAUCUGUGUUGACAUGACGUGUGUUUUGGUCUCGAGAAGGAAUUCCUGAGAGCGACUUUGAGGACGACUGUUCCCUUUCUUGUGGGAGAAGAGGAAGGAGGGGAAGGGCACCAUGCCGUACAUAUCGUCAAGUGGUAACAUUGGGGGAGAUCAGGGAUGGAGUUUAUCCAGAAUUCCAGAUCUAUUCUGGGGGCUCGUCAACUUCAUAGUUCUUUUUUUUCAGACCUUAAUCAACCCAGACUUAACAAAGCGUGGUGAGGGCUACACAAGCAGUUAUGGUGCUCCUGGCAGAGGACCACCUCCAGGACCUCCAUCAAGAAGAAUAGGAAGGAUCCACCGAGGAGGCGGUGCUGCUCCCCCACCCAUGGGAGGUGGAGGAUGAGGCAGGUAAAUCCCUCAGUUGGGCUUUAUGCCAUGCCCACUGAGGGAGCCUGCAACUUGUAGUGAUCUUUGCUGUUGUUGCUUUGCACUCACAGGCUUCUGACAAGAAGUACAGAUGAAGCCCUGUAUUGUUUUGCUGUGCAGAACUUAGUACAGGUCGAAAUACAUAUUGGCAUUCACAGAAGAAAAUAAGUGCCAAGCUCCAUGCAAAUAUAGGUCUAAGUUCUCAGUAUUGUGAGUAACAGAGCAAUGUUUAUAUGACGUGACACUUGAAAACCAUUAACUUGGGCGGGUGUUGCUGAGGAACCAGCAUAGAUCACCACUCCAUGCCAAUAGAAAACUCGAGAGGAAUAAGAAUUUAUAUAUUACUUGUCUUGAUGUUCAUAUCAUGGUAUGCAUUACCUUCUUCACCUUCUUUUCAUUCUUAGUAAAUUGUUAUUAUAUAAGUUACACAGAGUAUUUAAGUAUUAUAUACUAAGCAUAGAUGUAUGUUUAUAUAAUUUGGACAAAUCCCACAGGUUCAGCACAUCACACCUGAAAUGUGUUUUGCACUUUUUGAAUGUGGUAGCUGUCAUAGAAAGUGGCAAUUGUGCUAAAGACAGGGAAGGAGCAGAACAGAUAGCAAAUUUUCACAUAUUUAAAUUUCUGAUUGUUUACUUUGAUUUUUCACCAUAGUAUUCUUUGGUGUUUUACAUGCUCUUCAGUUAUAGACGAAUCAUGAUAUAGAAAAUUCGUAUCGGCCUACUUUUUUCUUAUAUUUUAGAACUGCCGAACUUGAACAGUUUUUCAUACAUACGGCAUCACAAAAAAGCCUUCCAUUGUCAGGACAAUCUUGAAUAAACCAUUCUUGAUAAAA